AUGGACACCACUUCACAGCGAGGUGCCAGUACUUCUGUCGGCACGUCGCAGGAAGAGCGAGACCGCAAUGUGUUGCGUCUCGCUCCAGAAAAGAAGGCAUGGAUGCCUCCUAAAUCUGUCAUGGAUCACUUGUCGGCGACGACGAGUGAUCGUUAUCGAACACGAUUGUUCGAUUCGUCGAGGAUUCAUCACCUUGACCCCAGCGCGAAAGACUAUCGCGCUGAACAUGAGUUCUUCAUCGAUGCUUUCUUCAGACAUCGAUGGUACAGUGGGAAUCACAAACGUGAUGGUCCCUCACUACUUCAGGCGUGGAACGCCUACAUCCAUAAUCUCGAGGAUGUAGGUCGUGACGCUUGGAACGACAAACUUAUCAAAGCUCGUGAUAAGUUUGAAAAGCGAACCCCGACAGGUGCACGCUAUAAGCUGCAUCGUCUGUCAAGGGAGAAAGGAUUACCCUGCCUCUCUUGGGGAGACUCGUGCCCAUGUUGUGUGAACAACUCUGCACGAGCACCUAAGGAGGCUUACCUCCUUACCAGCCCGUGGUGGCGCGUACGUGUCUCUACUGAGAUGUACGAAGGGAUUGACAACCUGAAAUCCCUUUACGACCGUGCCGGGAAGACUUUCUCCGGCGGUCCUUCUGCGGCACAGGAUGUGUCGCGUCGUACUGCUCGACCAGACCCAGUACGUCAACCAUCAAUUGGGAGCGGGGCUCCCAAGAAUCCCAGGACGGGGGAUAGCCGCGCCACAGGACGAGGUAACUCGUCCGACGUCCGUUCACGUCGCGGUGGUUCAACAGCUGCUCUACUAGAUAGCGCUGGCCACCGCGAGAGUCCUCUAAUGGAGGUGGAGGAGGAGGAAAGACGCUCUCCACACGAUCAUGUGGAUCGGUGUGUUCCCGAGAGCUUCUUUGAUCGCGUAACGCAAGGGUUACGCGACGAUCUCGAGCAUGAGCGGAAUAGGCGUCUCCAGAUGGUGGACACUGCCUCGAAGCAUCGAGCUGAGUUUGCCUUUGCUCAGCUUGAGAACGAGAGAUCUCUGACAUCUCUUCGUGACGAGCUAAGGGUAGCUCGUGGGAUUGUUGACCGGUCUCGGGCUGAGAUAACUGCUCUUCAGACCCUUGUUGAUGCCCACCAUCGGGAGCACAAGGCUCUCUGCGAGAUGCUUGAGCGCAAGGGCGUUCUUCAUCGGAAGAAGCAGCGUACUGAUGGUACGGCUUAA
This is a messenger RNA of Peronospora matthiolae, 1218 nucleotides long. NCBI's taxonomy places the organism in Eukaryota, Oomycota, Peronosporomycetes, Peronosporales, Peronosporaceae. The record is from the annotation of a GenBank genome assembly.